Messenger RNA from Aspergillus pseudotamarii, 300 nucleotides. RefSeq lists its product as uncharacterized. The transcript has a single exon. NCBI's taxonomy places the organism in Eukaryota, Fungi, Ascomycota, Eurotiomycetes, Eurotiales, Aspergillaceae. Bases 1 to 300 code for a protein of 99 amino acids. The record is from RefSeq and is a predicted model, not a curated record.
AUGUACACUCCGAUAAUGGCACAGGGACACAUCCUCCAAUAUUUUCUCUCCAAGCUCAAGAGACUUGCAGCGAAGACCAAAAAGGUCCGAUUCGAAGAGUCUGCUCUUGAGAUAAAGUCUGCCUCAGAGUCUGACCCAGAGAGCUUUGGAUGCCCCUUGAAGAGAGUACCCGCACCUUAUCACCACGAGAUGAAGCCCGAUCUGAAGUUGGAAUCUGAGCCUGAGCCCUAUGGACUGAGAAGGGUGCCCACCCCCUACCCUGUCUUCAUGACAACUGGAACGGUGAACUAUUUGGCAUGA